Messenger RNA from Physella acuta, 2422 nucleotides. RefSeq lists its product as uncharacterized. NCBI's taxonomy places the organism in Eukaryota, Metazoa, Mollusca, Gastropoda, Physidae. The record is from RefSeq and is a predicted model, not a curated record.
GCCGGGAUGUACAGCCACUGUCAAAAUGUCGGAGUUUAUGGAUCGGCUUCCGAGAUAUUUAUAAUUCGCUUGCAUGUCUCGCGAAAACUUAGUCUUGGCCGCUGAACCCGCAAGAUGUUCAAGCUUGUAGUUAGUGCAGCAGCUUUGUUCACCUUUCCAUACUGUGAUGCAGCUCCAUAUAUCUUUACAAUUGCUGUGCCACCUGCGCAGCCAAUUUGCGGCGACCCAUUCUUGUUGUGCGGUAGGCGCUGCGUGUGUGUCUGACAAAUGUACUUGUCCUAGUCCCACAAAAGGCAUCGGAAAUUUCCACUGCGCUUUACCAUCUCAGCCAUUUUGCGCCAUUUUUAACGACCCGAUGGUGCGAGAUUUUGCGGGCGGUCACGUGUUGGUGCCACUUCCGGUGAAGUUUUUGGUUGCACACAUCGCAAAUCCAAUUUGUGUUGAGACGACGCCGGGGACUUUCCAACAGAAGGAUGGGAUGUGCGAGGUCCAUGUGUACGCCUGGGGCGGGAGGCAACUCGGCAAGACUUUCGUCAAAGGGGUCGAGGUCAAAGUGUUUGUGUCUAUAAACGCCACGACCUCGUACUUUCACUCGACACGCAUCCAAGGAGAAGCUCGGAAUUGGUCUUACACGUUCACAGAAGAAGGAAGCUCAUCUAUGAACCCGUCCAGCGACUACUCCGACCGUCUCGUCACAAUACUACCUGGCUAUGGCGAGAUUAAGACGGUGUAUGACGAGAAAUGGGACAACUUUGUUCAACUGGUCAUCGGCACAUGCGGCGUCACCGUGGGCUUCAGACCUGUAGAGCUAGACAACGACCCCUUGCUCUACCCAGCGGGAAUGUACGUGUCCGUUGUUGAUGACUGUGACCCACAGUUUCUGUCAGUGGAGAAUUCGCUGUGCGCCCCUCGGGAUGGUCCAUCACUGGAAGAGCAGACCGACACGUUUUUCGCACAGUACGGGGAGAGUAUUAGCAAGGAGGUCUUGGCGUUUUACAAAGUUGUUACAGGGGACGUAAUGCAGGAUUACCCCGGCUACCCAACAAUAAUCAAUCAGCUGCAUGAAGUGGCCCAUGAAUGUGAUCCAGUCAAUAGGAUCAUCAGUGCCUUGGAGUACUGCAUGUUCAUCAUAGACUCGCCCAACUUCUUCCGUUGCUUCGAUUCAUCUACCGAUGCCUCGGUGAUGCUGGAAACACUGGAGACUUGCAUAUUUGCUUUCUGUAGCCAUAGUACACCUCUGUGUAACGAUGUCAAAUCCAGGGUGAUCAACUCACGGUGUGCAGUGCCUACAACACUGACCAUACUGGACAAAAACUGUAACAUUUGGAUAUAGACUGCCUGUAACAUUUGGAUAUAGACUGCCUGUAACAUUUGGAUAUAGACUGCCUGUAACAUUUGGAUAUAGACUGCCUGUAACAUUUGGAUAUAGACUGCCUGUAACAUUUGGAUAUAGACUGCCUGUAACAUUUGGAUAUAGGCUGCCUGUAACAUUUGGAUAUAGGCUGCCUGUAACAUUUGGAUAUAGACUGCCUGUAACAUUUGGAUAUAGACUGCCUGUAACAUUUGGAUAUAGGCUGCCUGUAACAUUUGGAUAUAGGCUGCCUGUAACAUUUGGAUAUAGACUGUCUGUAACAUUUGGAUAUAGACUGUCUGUAACAUUUGGAUAUAGACUGCAUAUAACAUAUGGAUAUAGACUGCCUGUAACAUUUGGAUAUAGUCUGCCUGUAACAUUUGGAUAUAGGCUGCCUGUAACAUUUGGAUAUAGACUGUCUGUAACAUUUGGAUAUAGACUGUCUGUAACAUUUGGAUAUAGACUGCCUGUAACAUUUGGAUAUAGGCUGCCUGUAACAUUUGGAUAUAGGCUGCCUGUAACAUUUGGAUAUAGACUGCCUGUAACAUUUGGAUAUAGACUGUCUGUAACAUUUGGAUAUAGACUGCCUGUAACAUUUGGAUAUAGGCUGCCUGUAAAAUUUGGAUAUAGGCUGCCUGUAACAUUUGGAUAUAGACUGCCUAUAACAUUUGGAUAUAGGCUGCCUGUAACAUAUGGAUACAGACUGCCUAUAACAUUUGGAUAUAGGCUGCCUGUAACAUAUGGAUACAGACUGCCUAUAACAUAUGGAUACAGACUGCCUGUAACAUUUGGAUAUAGACUGCUCCUGAAUCUUUAAGCUAAACUCUGAACUCAUUUUCAUUGUAUGGCCCUAGGUCUUCUAUGUGAAUACUAAUCUACACAACUGACAGUACAAUUUUAAAAUUUAGAAAAUAAAAAAAAAUUCUGGUCUGAAGACAAAUAUAAUUACCCGCUUCCCCAUUUACUACCAAUGAGCCAUUUAAUUUAAAUAAAUUAUUUCUAAUUAUUAUUUACAGCACUCUUUUAUUAUUCAUGUACAAGCUCUAAUGAAUAAAGCACUAUAAAAUUAAU